Messenger RNA from Tribolium madens (black flour beetle), 1435 nucleotides. RefSeq names its product probable 28S ribosomal protein S16, mitochondrial (gene mRpS16). Lineage: Eukaryota; Metazoa; Arthropoda; Insecta; Coleoptera; Tenebrionidae. Gene Ontology annotation, biological process: mitochondrial translation. Bases 973 to 1380 code for a protein of 135 amino acids. The record is from RefSeq and is a predicted model, not a curated record. Gene Ontology annotation, molecular function: structural constituent of ribosome. Gene Ontology annotation, cellular component: mitochondrial small ribosomal subunit; ribosome. The transcript is spliced from 3 exons.
CCGGCCCCAGAUUGUUGGAAUUUUGCGGGCCAUUGUUGAGUUUCCAUCAUCGCCAGCAAUUUUUUGGCCUAUUUCAGUUGGUUUCGGCACGAACCGCACACUUUUUCGACACUUUACCAGCCAAUACGGGCUGACAAGACCGGAACAUUUUAUUGUCAACUCAAAUCAGCUGGUCUCCAAUGGACGACAAUCCUUUCGUUCUUCGAAACGUUUUUUAUCUGCGUGACGUAAGAAACACAUGCCCACCAACAUAACGAAAAUUUAGGUUUUUUGAAAACAAGUCGUCAGUGAAAAAAGUGCACUUGGGCGCUUCCCAGACGCCCUUCUAAAACAGCACAACUACAAUUUUAACGUAAUUCCUUAAAAUUAUCUAAUUUUAGACGAUAAAAAGUCUUUCUUAAAAUCGGACAUGUUGGCUAGACUGUUUGGUAGUUGAAACAAUUUACCUACUCACACCACUUUUUUUAUCUACUAACAUAAACUAAUCCCUAAUUUCUUUUAAAAUUCUUGACUGAAGGAAAGAUUAAUAUUGUUCUUUUUACAAAGGUUUAGUUAACAUUUAAUUUUUUGAGGAUUAUUGUAUUUUUACAAUUAAACAAGCGACAAAAACAACAGCGAUAAUCUGUAGGUUUCAAUGUCAAGGACACACUUUACAUUACUACAUUUUUAUCAAAAUUUCUAUGAUUUAUUAUUAUUGUUGAUACUAUCAAUUCAUGUUAUGAAUUUUAAAACUGGGAACAAAAACAAGCAAUAAUCCAAUAACCCACUUUUUUGUUACAUUCUUCUAAAAUUGUUUUUUGGGACUAUGAACAAGUGCCAAUUCAAUAUCCUUUUCAAAAUCAAUUAAAAAAAGUGUUAUGUAAAUUAUGCAAUAAAUUAUUAACAAUAAAUAAAAAAGGCGCUGUCACGUGAUCUGUCAAAUUUUCUAACCUCACAUUUCCCUCGAGUUUUAGGUUAUAAGAAUUAUUGAAAAUGUUACCCCCUUCUAGCGGUAUAGGCCAGUUUGCUGCAACAUCGGCCAAAGUAAUCCGUUUCGUGCGAGCAGGGUGUACAAAUCGUCCGUUUUUUCACAUUGUCGUUGCAGAGCGGCGGAGGGAACAGUUUGAGCCCGUUAUAGAACAACUAGGGUCGUAUGAUCCUAUGCCAAAUGAGAAAAAUGAAAAACUCGUCUCUCUUAAUUUAGAACGCAUCAGUUACUGGAUUGGAAACGGGGCACGAUGUUCAACUCCCGUUGAAGAAUUAUUAGGUUUGGCCGGUUAUUUCCCCAUUCACCCCAGAAGUUACAUGACAGCGUGGAGGAACAGAAGAAAAGCAGAAGAAGAAGCUAAAGAACCUGACGAUAGUAAAGAUGAAAAAUCAGAAACAAGUAGUUCUGUUUAGUAUAAUAUAUUACUGGUCUGUUUAGAAAUAAAUAAAACAAAAUUUAAUUAUUUAA